Molecule: messenger RNA, 483 nt
Organism: Acaulospora colombiana
Lineage: Eukaryota; Fungi; Glomeromycota; Glomeromycetes; Diversisporales; Acaulosporaceae
Source: the annotation of a GenBank genome assembly
AUGGCGUAUGAUUUCCCUUCGGCAAUAUUCGUUGGAUUAGACAUUUCACCCAUAUUCCCUCCGGAACAGAAAAAACCACCAAACGCCACCUUCCUCCAAUUGAACAUAUUAGACGGUCUUCCAUUCCCGGAUGACACAUUUGAUUUUAUCUACCAACGCUCUCUCGCAUCGGCCAUGGAAGAAUCUCAGUGGAAAAGUGAAGUAAUUUCCGAACUGGUUAGAGCAAUCAAACCUGGCGGUUGGGUGGAAAUAAUGGAGGUGGGCACCAUUGUUACCGACGAUGUCCAAACGCCAAUCUAUCAUCAAGUUAACUGUGCAUGUGAGCAUUCUUGCUUCAUAAGCUUCCUCUCCAGCCGUGACAUCAAUGGAUCAAUUAGUUCUAAGCUCGAGAGUAUCAUGGCUGGCGUUCAUCGGCUCACAAAUAUCCAAAGCGAAGUUCGCGAGACUCCGGUUGGCCAAUGGGGCGGAAGACUUGGAGAAAUG